AUCUCUCUCUCUUUCUUUCCCCCUCUCUCUCCCUCUCUCUCUCUCUCUGCGCAUGCGUGGACGGAGUUUGUGAGCGUGUACCGAAGAUUUUUCUGGACUUCUUUUAGAAAAGCGAAGAGAGAUUCCUCCUGUAGACAAUGGUGAGACCAUGGAAAGGUUUUAAUCCAGCAGCUCUGCCAGGAGUACACUGCCAACGUCACAAGGGACAUCACCAAGUCAUUAAGAGAGCUGGAGAUAGAUAUAGUGGAACUCCAGGCUUUAACUGAGUCCACAGGAAACAGGACAUUUUGAAAACCUCAUAGUAAAAAAAAGCAUUGAUGGCGGAUAUAUUGGGCACAAAAGCACAAGGAGCUCUCGUUCCUUCACGUUUUAAAGGAAUCAAUGAAAUAGAUUAUAACCUCACGGUUAUACUUCGGACUGGAGAAAAAGAAUGGACAGAGCAGAUUCAUGCACAAACUGUGCACAAAGGAUGGGCAACAAAUAACACACAGUAAUGACAUCAGAUGGUAUGCCACAAACUUCUACAGCGAUCUGUAUGAGAGUGUAUACUGUGACAAUGAAGAGCUGUUAGAGAGCUUUCACAGAGGACAGUGCUGCACUGGAAGGCCCACUGGUUCUGGAAGAGCUGCAAGCCGGCUUGAACACCAUGGCGGGUGGAAAAGCACCUGGAAUAGACGGCCUACCAGCAGAAUUCUAUAAAUUCUUCUGGCAGGAACUGGGAGAAGAUCUGCUGGAGGUUCAUACCAAAAGCUGUGAAGAAAUGUGUCUAUCCCUGAGCAGCCGGAGAGCGGUAAUCACACUUCUCCCCAAGACAGGGGAUCUACAGGACAUUAAGAGCUGGCAUCCCAAUAUCACUGCUCUGCACAGACUACAAGAUAAUGUCCAAAGUGCUGGCUAACCGUCUCAGAGAUGCCAUGGACUCUAUAAUACACGUUGACCAAACAUACUGUGUGCCUAAUAGAUCUAUAAUUGAUAACGUUUUUUUUAAUUCGGGACAUUUUGAACGUCUCCAGCUCAUUGACAAUUGACCUUGGUCUACUUUCACUGGAUCAGGAAAAAGCUUUUGACCGGGUUGAGCACAAAUACCUCUGGUCUUAUAGCAAUGAUAAAGGUGAUGUACCAGGAUUUUGAAAGUGUACACAAGAACAACGGAGUGUUAAGCGCUCCCUUUAAUGUAAAGUUCUUUACCAGUCUCUCUCACUCGCUCUCUCUCUCUCUGUCUCUCUCGCUCUCUCUCUCGAUCUCUCUCUCUGUCUCUCUCUCUCUCUCGUCCUUAAUCAAUAGGGAAUUGAGAGCAAAGUUCACGCAGUUGCUUUGUGCAAAAGUUUGUUACAUGGACUUCAUUUCUUCAUUUUAACACAAGCGUUGUAAGGUAAAAGAUCUACAGUAUGACUUGCAGUGUUGCUGUGAUUGGAGGAGGAACCUCUGGAUUGACCUGCAUAAAGUGCUGUUUGGAUGAAGGUCUGAAGCCAGUGUGCUUUGAGAGCAGUGAUGACAUUGGAGGACUGUGGAGGUUUAAGGAGACCCCAGAGGCCGAACACUCCAGUAUAUACAAGUCACUCGUCGUAAAUACCUCAAAGGAGAUGAUGUGCUUUAGUGAUUUCCCCAUGCCAGCACACUAUCCGAACUACAUGCACCACUCCAUGCUGAUGAACUAUUUACGGCUGUAUGCCGAGCACUUUGACCUGCUCAAGUACAUUCGUUUCCAGACAACAGUGCUCAGUGUCAGACAGAGGCAUGACUUCUCUGCCACAGGUCAGUGGGAGGUGGAAACUGAGAACAGAAAUGGACACAAAGAAACACAGGUGUUUGAUGGAGUGCUUGUGUGUUCAGGGAGCUUCACACACCCUGUUACACCCCUCUCAGCAUUUCCUGGAAUAGAUACGUUUCCUGGAAAGUGCUCUCACAGCUGGGAAUAUAAGGACUCGCAUUCAUUCCAUGGGAAGAGAGUGGUGGUUAUUGGCAUUGGUAACUCUGGUGGGGACAUCGCUGUGGAGAUCAGCAGAGUAGCAGAAAAAACUUUUCUAAGCAUGCGUGAGGGAGCAUGGGUUGUGGGCCGUAUGUCUAGCGGUGGUCUGCCUUUGGACAUAAAAGUGGUAACACGACUGAACACCCUUCUGAUGCAAGUGUUUCCUCAAGCUUUGCUCAACUGGGCAGUGGAGAGAUCUUACAAUCAGAAAUAUAACCACAGGCUGUACGGACUGAAGCCCAGCCACAGGAUACUCAGCCAACGUCCCGUCAUUAAUGAUGACCUGCCAGUACGCAUCCUUCAGGGGGCACUGCAGGUGAAACCAAACGUGCGAGAGAUCAGAGGCUCGACUGUUGUGUUUGAUAACGAGGCAGUUGAAGAGGGGAUAGAUGCACUUGUCUUCUGUACAGGAUACAAGGCAAGCUUCCCAUUUUUACCGCCAUCAAAGUACAGCGACCCUGUAGGGAAAGUGAGCCUCUACAAAAAAGUCUUUCCUCUGUCCCUUGAGCACCCCACGCUGGCCUUUAUAGGAUUAAUCAGUGCAACGGGACCGCUAAUGCCUGUAAUGGAAAUGCAGGCACGAUGGGCCGCUCGAGUCUUUGCAGGAUUAAAACCACUUCCUUCUGUAUCAAUAAUGCACAAGAUCACAGAGAAAGACCAAAAGGCAAAUAUGAAAAGAUACUCUUGUCCAAAUAAAGCUGCUGUUGAGGUGGACUAUAUCCCUUACAUGGAUUCUAUUGCACAGGAAGUCGGUGUGCAUCCCAACCUCUUGUGGUUGUUCCUGACAGAUCCUGGUUUGGGUUUUAGGGUUUUCUUCGGCCCCUGUACCCCGUACCAGUUUCGGCUGAGUGGGCCAGGUCGGUGGGACGGGGCUCGUCAGGCCAUUCUCACCCAGUGGGAGCGUGUAACCCAGCCUUUCAAGACACGCCCCGUUCCAGAGACCAAAACAUCUACACUACGCUACUCACUGGGUCUGGCAGGAGGAGUGAUGCUAAUUUUUGCUCUUAUUGAAAUGCAAAAAAGAAAUAAGCUUUUCUACAGUAUAUGAUUACAUACAGUAUAGUAUGGUCUUCUUAGUUUGCUCUAGAGAUUUACAUUUAAGUAGAGUCAUGUCUACUCAGUAAUUGUCACUUGAAAUGGUAUUUCUGCACAAUUAAAAAUCAUGGGAAUGAUUUAGUAAUCUGUAUUUACAGUAUAGCACGUGUCUAUUGAUGAACUGCAGGUUUUUAGUCUUCCCACAUGUUGGAUUGGGGAUCGGGGUUUGACUGAUCAUUUUAAAACAUUCAGAUGUUGUAGCUGUGCUGACAUUGGUACAUCACCAAAAUAAGAUGAUGGCCUGGACUGAUAAAAUGUACAUAACCACAGAUGGACUACAGCAAUCAAAGAAAACUAUCUACAGUAUUAACAGAUCUUAUUUAAAAUGGCCAGUGUGUGUAGAAUCUAGCUACUGUAUGUAGCUACCACUUAUGUGGCCACAAUUACAACACAAUAUCCACAAAGUGUAAAUUGUGAAGCUUAUAUUUUUAUAUUUAUAUAUGCACUGUGCUUUAUUUUAAAUAUUGUGUUUUUGAUGAAAAGAAUCUAGUAAAAUGGUCAGCUUACUCUUUGGCCUAGUCACUACACGGUACACUAUUGCCGUCUUACACAGAAAUUGUACAUUAUCACAGCAGACUUAUCUUCUCAGAUACACUUGUUAUAAAAAUCAGAUACUAAAAUCUGACAAGCAUUGCUUCAGAGAAAAUCUAGAUGAAAGGGCACUCUAGAAGUAUUCAAGCUAGAAUGACAUACAAGUGAAUGAAGAAGAACGGAAUAUGAAUGUAAUGAGGGCUUGGGUUAAAAGCAGGCAAUAUUAAAAUAUUAAAGGUAACUUAAAGAACAAAGGUAGCUGAAAGAAAGGCAUGUUUUGUAGUUAAUAACCAUGACUCCUGACUAGGUUUUGGUGUGUUAUACAUGUACUAUGCAUAGGGUCUUAAAUUAACUUUGACCCCUGUUUUUGUGUUGUUCUGUACUGAUCAAGAUCACUAUUCAUUGGUAUGUGAAAUAAAUCUAAA
Molecule: messenger RNA, 4020 nt
Organism: Tachysurus vachellii
Lineage: Eukaryota; Metazoa; Chordata; Actinopteri; Siluriformes; Bagridae
Product: flavin-containing monooxygenase 5-like
Exons: 11
Coding region: 1389-3017 (542 amino acids)
Molecular function (GO): flavin adenine dinucleotide binding; NADP binding; N,N-dimethylaniline monooxygenase activity
Source: RefSeq, a predicted model, not a curated record